CCAAAGAAAUAAUUUUGGGGUGACUAGAGAAUUCUAUACGAAAAUACCUCUAAAUAUUUUUACGAAACUAAAGAGAAUAUCUUUUAUAUCUUUAGAGGAAGUCUCUAUCAAGACAUCAAACACACGUGUUGACAAAAUGAAAAAAAAACGCCAAAAGUUUGUAAAACCAGGUCAGAGUAAGGACUCUGACAACGAGGAUCCAAACCCAGAGAGUCAUGAAUAUUUCCAUGAUGACAUCGAUGAUUUUCAUGCCAACAAAGAUAAAAUUUCUCUUGACAAUGUGGAAAUGGCUGAGGCAUCAAGCUCUGAUGAAGAGGAGAUGGUACUGGGCAUUGAAUCUGACUCUGAAGAGGAGGAUGAGAGUAAUCUGUACCAAAAAUGUAAGCAGCAGCUGAAGUUUAUGAAAGAAAAGAACCUGCGAGAUGCUAAAUACAACAAACUUAAAGUGAAAAAGGAAGAAUAUAACAAGAAAUGGGGAGAUAAAAAGUAUGUUUUCUAUGGAGGUCUUGGAGAUGAAGAAUAUAUUCUGUCUGGUUCUGAUGGUGAAAUCGAUGCUGCAAUUCUUGAAGAGAAAGAAGCGCUGUCACUCCAAAAGAAGAUGGCCCAAAACUUGGAUGAUGCUGAUUUUGGCUUUGACAUGCUUGCUCCUCCAGAAAAAUCUGAAGCUACAACAGAGAAGAUCACCAAAGAUUUGACAAAACUUUCCAAGAAAGAGAAGCUAGAGAUCGUGAAGAAAGAAUCUCCAGAAUUGUUGGAACUUCUCAAUGAUCUAAAAGUCAAGCUCACAGAAGUGAAGGAUGUACUCCUCCCGCUUCAACAGUUACUGCUAGAAGAAGAAGAGACUGUUCCAGCUCAGACGUUGGCCUAUGUUCAGCUGAAGCUUCGUCUCACCCUAAGUUAUUGCAUAAACGUCAACUUCUAUCUGAAAUUGAAGAGUGACCGGUUCCCAGUGAAGAAUCACCCGAUUGUGAAGCGUCUCUUACAGUAUCGCAAUCUUUUGAAGCAGAUGCAGCCACUUGAUGAACAAUUCCACAGUGAAAUGGAAAUGUUGGCCACAUGUCUGAAAUCUGGAGAAGAAGUUCAGUUUGUUCCCAUUGAUGAAACCGAUAUAGCACCAAAGCAACAGCAGUUAAGCAAAGUUCCAAAAGAUGAAAUGGCAGAAACAAAUGGAGAAGGCCUCAUUGAUUCUAACCAUAUUGAUGCUGAUGAUGAGGAAGAGAUUAAUGGAGAGGGUGCUGAUAAAAAGAGAGCAAUUACUUACCAGAUGGAGAAGAACAAAGGUUUGACUCGAUAUAGCAAGAAGGAAAAAGCUAAUCCUCGUGUGAAGCACAGGACAAAGUUCAAGAAGGCCAAAAUUCGAAGAAAGGGACAGGUUCGACAGCCGAUGACCGAGAUGAAGCGCUAUGGGGGAGAGUUGUUUGGUAUUCGCUCUGGUGUCAAACACAGCAUCAAGCUGAAAUGAUGGACCACGUUGAACCACAGCAAACAUAAAGAGGGUUUUAUUUCUGGACCAUUCUCAACUGCUCCUGCGGUUCUUUAUAUGGCAGCAUUGUCUUUUGCACACACUCUCUGUGUGUACAAGCACGUGCAAUUUAUGUAUAUAUAUAUAUAUACCGUAUUUGUGUGUAUAAUAUACAUAUAUAUAUACACAUUAAUACACACAUUAAAAAUAUAAAACAUA
Messenger RNA from Octopus sinensis (East Asian common octopus), 1681 nucleotides. RefSeq names its product something about silencing protein 10. Gene Ontology annotation, biological process: maturation of SSU-rRNA from tricistronic rRNA transcript (SSU-rRNA, 5.8S rRNA, LSU-rRNA). The transcript has 14 exons. NCBI's taxonomy places the organism in Eukaryota, Metazoa, Mollusca, Cephalopoda, Octopoda, Octopodidae. The coding region runs from base 137 to 1462 and encodes 441 amino acids. Gene Ontology annotation, cellular component: nucleolus; small-subunit processome. The record is from RefSeq and is a predicted model, not a curated record.